AGAACAGUAUCUUCCUGCUCCAUACAGAACAUACACAUGCUCAUUUGGCCACUGUGCACAGAUCCAUUGCAGAAGAAAAAAAAAACUGCUCACUCAUCCACGUUGCAGGUUAUAAAUUGGUCCUGCUAAGGACUGCUCAGCUCUUUUCUCCCCAGAGUAAAGCAUGUAGCAAGCAGUGGCAGCAGCGCUGCUCUCUCUCAUCAUCAUUAUUAUAGCAGUGAGCAGCAGGUGGAGGGAGUUCUGGGAUGCAGCAGGGAUGCUCUGAAGGACAAAGCCGGCUUGCUGAAUGCACAUCUCUCUUUAAAAGGCGGCUGGCAUAUGCCUUUUUCUUUCACUUGAGCAUUGAAGAAACCCAUUCCUGUGGCACGGGAGAAACCAACAACUCAAUGGAGCACAAUCACAUCUACAACACUUCUCUUCUGUCUCACAAGUACGGCUGUGGCUUGGGAUAUGUACCUGUUAUAUACUACAGUAUCCUGCUCUGCCUAGGACUGCCAGCAAAUAUCUUGACAGUGAUCAUCCUGUCACAGUUGGUGGCCCGCAGACAAAAAUCCUCUUACAACUAUCUCCUGGCGUUGGCUGCUGCAGACAUCAUGGUCCUGUUCUUCAUUGUAUUUGUUGACUUCCUGCUGGAAGACUUCAUUCUUAACAAGCAGAUGCCUCAAAUGUUGGAUAAAAUCAUCGAAGUCUUGGAGUUUUCUUCCAUCCAUACUUCUAUCUGGAUCACGGUUCCUUUAACUAUCGAUAGAUACAUAGCAGUGUGUCACCCUCUUAAAUACCAUACUGUGUCUUUCCCGGCCCGUACAAGGAAAGUCAUUGUAAGUGUAUACAUCACAUGUUUUUUGACUAGCAUCCCAUACUACUGGUGGCCAAAUAUUUGGAUUGAGGAUUACACAAGCACAUCAGUACACCAUAUCCUCAUCUGGAUCCACUGCUUUACAGUUUACCUAGUCCCCUGCUCCAUAUUUUCUGUGCUAAAUUCAAUUAUAGUAUACAAGCUCCAGAGGAAAAGCAAUUUUCGAUUGAGAGGUUACUCAACUGGGAAAACUACUGCCAUUUUGUUUACAAUUACAUCUAUCUUUGCCAUUCUUUGGGCACCUAGAAUAAUUAUGAUACUCUACCAUCUUUAUGUGUCCCCCAUACAUAACAGCUGGUUGGUGCACAUUAUAACGGACAUUGCUAACAUGUUAGCGCUGUUAAACACGGCAAUUAAUUUCUUCCUCUACUGUUUUAUUAGCAAACGGUUUCGCACAAUGGCAGCCGGGACAUUAAAGGCGUUUUUCAAGUGCCAGAAACAACCUGUUCAGUUUUAUACAAACUACAAUUUUUCUAUAACCAGCAGCCCCUGGAUUUCCCCAGCGAAUUCACACUGUAUUAAAAUGUUUGUUUACCAAUAUGAUAAAAAUGGGAAGCCAUUAAAAGUAUCUCCAUGAAGGAUAGGUAUGGUAAUUGUUUAUUGAAUGCUACUUGAUGCUAUUGUGGCAGUUUAUUUUGCACUCAUGUGCAAUGGUGCUUCUAUGGGUCAUCUGAUAUAAAGAUGCUCUUGAAUGAAAGCACAUUUAGCCAGUUGCAGCCAUCGUAGGAUCCAUUAUGGAGGUGCAGGUGGUAUGAUAGAAUAUGUUGAAGCGUCUCUCAACAGAAACGUCCUUUGAGGUUUUUGGUUUGAGUUUUUACUGUAAAGACUGACAUUUACAAGCAGUAGUGCAAUAUCAAGUUCUUGAAACAUCUCCUUAAAGACACUUUGUGGUGCUUAGUUAAUAUCAUACAUAGCAGCUAUAUUAGCUCUUCAAAUAUUCCACCCUAAGCAGAUUUUUUUCUGGGGAAUGUUUCUAUUAUCUUUUCCUUUAUCUGAUGUGCACAUGGUUGAGAAGAUCUGUCACAUAUAUACAGAAAAAAACAAGACUGAAUGGUUGAUUCAUUUGCCCGACAAUAAAAGUUUGUGUAUUAUGUCACAAAGACUUUAGUUAUAACUACAGAGCAUUUUGCAAAAAUUCUACUGUCUUUAAUCAACGGAAUGUGAAUGACGAUGUUUUGUUUAUGGUGUGACUUGCAUCUUCCCCCUUAUAGUUUCUGUGAGCUGUAUGUGUGUGUUAUCCACUGCAAUUAAUAUCACAUAUAGCUGUUUGCUUGAAUUUUGAAUGAACAGUUUCUUAAAUAUGCCAAUUGUUGUGAACGCCUGUUAAACUCUAAACACAUGCCUUAAUAAACAAAAUCAGCAUAGGUUUUUUUUUAUCUGAAGGGGAUAAAAAGCACAUCAAGCUUGAACUUCAGAACAAGUACUUCCAUUCUUAUUGCCACAAACUCUAGCGGAGAGCUUGCCGAGUAAAUAAUUUACUUUUGCUCUUUGCUCCAAGUAGGCGGUUUAGAGGUUACUCUUUGUGUUACUGAGCAGUUUCCUGUGCUAGUUAAUGGUUCCGUUGCUUUAUAGCUUUAGACUAUGUGCUGUAUACCAAAACAGUGAAAUGCACUUGAUUUUCGCACUUUGGGCAACAUAUUGUUUUUAGAUCCUGGUGAAUUCAUAGUAAACUAUUGCAUUUGGGCUUUAAAUAAUGUCGAUCUAUUGCAGUGGAUUUUCCCACUAAUUGCGUUAGCUGCACUCACUCUACUAAAUCAUAUAGGAAUAAUUGCAAUAACACAGUUUGCAAAAAUUCAUUUUCCGCCAUGUCACUUAUGGCAAGGUGUUCAUGGCCAAUGUUCAACACUAAAAUGUGUGAACAACAUUCUUGGUCUGUAUUGUCAUCUAGCAGAGGUUUAGUCUUUGCUGUCAUAAUGAUAUUUAUUUUGUUAACACUUUGAUAACACUGUAUAGGAAAUGUAUUUAUAGAAUUAGAAUGUUGCAAAAACCCCUUGAUGUAAAUACUUUCUUUAAAAUGUGCAAUACAGCCACUCUCUUAUAAAGCUUUGUUUCCUUUUUAUGAUAUAGGUAGUAUUCGCAAAGGAUUUAUCUAUACUUUUUAUAGCACUGUUUCAAUUCAGCAUUUGGAAUGUAAUUCAGAAACAUUUAACGUGCAAUUUUAUUGAAGUGGAAAUAACGUUUUUUUGCAAAUAAAUUAGUUAUUUAUCAAUUGUGUUUCUUAAAAUUAGAAAGCAAAACUAGACUUUAUGCAUAUUUUAUGAGUUGAGUUUCGCUUUAUGGUUAAAAAUGAAUCUUUUUAGAAACUCUAGUGUUUGAAAAUUGUGUGUUUUCAGGGAGAUUUGGGGCAAAAUAUCAAUAGUGCCAUAGGGUCUAAUAUGUGAUGUUUUUUUUAUUAAUAAUAAUAAUAAUAAUAAUAAUAAUAAUAAUAGACUUAAUUUGAUGCAAAAAAAAUAAUGGGUUGUGUUUUGUUCAAAUGCUUGACCUCUUGUUUGAGCCAGAUGGCAUAUUGUAUAGAAUGCACACGUAAAAUAUGUCAUAAGAGGAUAUAUAUAUUUUAAUGUUUGUUAUAUGGCUUAUCCCAAAAUGCUCCUGUAGAAAUUCCACAAUAGUCCAAUAAAUGGAGAUGUGUUAAGCAACAAAAUAAAUUACAAUCAUGUUAUGGGGUAAUGGUGUGGAUUUAUCCAUGGGUUACUAUAACUUCCUUUUGAUAUGGAUUUAAGGAUCAGGACAUCUUUGUUCUUUGCAUAAAAACCCACCAGCCUACACUCGUCUAUAUUUGUUUAGUUAAUACAUUGCCAUGAGCUGGGUCAAACAGUAGUUUAUAAAAAUAUAGCUGUACAAUCAUACCCUAAAUGGGGAAUACACAGAUCAAAAACACAUUCAGUAUGAAGGCAAUAUCCUAAAGAAGCUUAAUAGCACCCAAAUGUUCAAAACAUAUUUUCAUAGUACAGAGAAGCCCGACCUAAUUUUUCACUAUUUCACACUAGAUGAAAUGGUUACACCCAAAAAAUCCAAAUUACUAGAUUAAACCGCAAAGUACAAUCUUUCUUUAAAGAUCUUUAGCAGCACAAGCAUAAGGUUAGGGCUAGACAGGGCUGAUAUGAGCCUCCUGAAAUCUGCAGUCUGAUUUCAGCCCCUGACUGCGAGCAGAAUCCCAUUCUGUGUCAGCUCCGGCACAAACACACGGCAGAUUUUGGUGAAGAAACCGAAGACUUUGCAUUUUGAGCUGAAAUCUACCGAGUGUGUUCACCCCUGAGCCGACACAAGGACUAGACGUAAACACAGAAGAAGAUUCUGCUUGCGGUCAGUGGCUGACCCAGCCUAAAACAAAUAACUCCAUUUUAUUUAGAGACUAAAAGCAUGGAGACAAAUACAGGUACAAAUUUGACGUUAAAAAGGUACAGAGGUCUCCCUAUGUCCACCUCACUUCUUCAGGACACAAAUAUAUAUCUUUCAACUGGAUGUUACACUUUAAUACAAAUUUGGCAGGCAGUAAUUCCAGGGCUUCCUUUAUGUGUUGGAUUUAUAGCCAUUAUCAUUUAAGUUGCAUAAAAAGAGCAAAUUUAGCAUUACUGACACACUGUACACAUCACCACUAAAGCUAGCACCUCAAAGUUGGAGGAACGUCUUUCUUUUUGGAAGAUUGGCACACAUCAACAUGGAAAGUAUCAAAUGUGUUGUGGGUGCAAGGAUGUCCAAUCAUCUAAAACCUAAAAAUGGUGUGAAAAAUCAUUUGGUACCUAAACAUUAUGCAGUGUGUCAACAAGGGGACCCCAAGGUCAAGGCUGCCAUCAUAAACCCCCCUGAUUUUUCACUAAGGACCCAUAUUGUACAUUAUUUAAUGCUUGCUUUUAGGGCUUCAGUAAAAACUGACCCUUGUAUUGCCUGAUGGUACCCUAACAGAUGCCCUGGCAGCAUUAUUGGAUUUUUUUGGAUCAUCAUAACUUAAGUCUAUUAGAAAAUCAUGUAAACAUGAA
Molecule: messenger RNA, 4833 nt
Organism: Xenopus laevis (African clawed frog)
Lineage: Eukaryota; Metazoa; Chordata; Amphibia; Anura; Pipidae
Gene: gpr139.S
Product: G protein-coupled receptor 139 S homeolog
Exons: 2
Coding region: 246-1433 (395 amino acids)
Biological process (GO): phospholipase C-activating G protein-coupled receptor signaling pathway; neuropeptide signaling pathway; signal transduction
Cellular component (GO): plasma membrane; membrane
Molecular function (GO): G protein-coupled receptor activity; neuropeptide receptor activity
Source: RefSeq, a predicted model, not a curated record